AUGUCCAGCGAAACGAGAGCUUUUGAUGCAGAUAAUAGCGUCGCUAUUGUAGGCGCGGGAGCGUUAGGACUUGUGGCGACCAAGAACCUGAUCGAAGAAGGCUUUGAUGUCACGACCUUUGAGAAGAACACGUAUGUGGGUGGACUGUGGCAUGUGAAUGGAGAUUCCAACGUGACGAGUGCGUUGGUCGGGACAGUAUCCAAUGGAAGCAAGCAGGCAAGCGCUUUCUCUGACUUCCCCAUGCCAGAUUCAUUUCCUACAUAUCCUAAUGCUGCUCAAUUUGAAGAGUAUUUCGAUGCGUAUGCUGAUCACUUCGACUUGAGACGAUCCAUCAGUUUCUCGACGACCGUGACAUCGAUUGCAAGAGACGAGAUGAAGAAGAAGUGGGUUGUGGGGUUUCGACCUUCCACAGGGAAUAUAGAAAAGUCACAGUCACAGGAGUUCGAGCGACUGAUCAUGGCCACCGGAUCGAACAACAUAGCCCAUAUUCCGCAGGUCAAAGGGAUCGAGAGAUUUGAGGGCGAAAUCAUCCACUCUCAGGCUUUGAAGGAUCCAUCACGUUUCAAAGGGAAGGCCGUUUUGGUUCUUGGAAUCUCCAACUCAGCUGCGGACUCGAUUCAACUUCUUGCCGAAGCCGGUGCCGCCAGACUAUACGUCUCGCAUCGACGCAAGUUUGUUACAGUUCCACGAGCUCCACAUGGCAAGACACUGGACUGCUAUUUGAGCCUGAGAAAUCAAAUCAUAGGCUCCUGGAUCCAAUGGCUGGCUCCAUCCUUCCAGGCCUGGCUGAUGACCAAGUUUCUCGAGACACUGCAAUAUCAAAACUCCCCCAAGCUAAGGAAUCACGCUUGUCAAAGGGACCGAAAGUUUCCACCUCAUGGGCAGUUCGUACCAGUAAUAAGUGAGAAUUUGGCGACUAAUUUGACGGAAUGGAGAAUUCAGAGCGUGCACGCCAUUGAAGAAGUUGUUGGAGCUGGCCGAGUGAGGUUACGCGACGGCGAAGAAUUAGAGGACAUAGAUGUGGUUCUAUUCUGCACUGGACUUCAUCCGGAUCUUGCGAGCAUGCUGCCCCCUUCUGCGGAUCCAUACAACCCAGCACAUGCUCCCGCGAUAUUUGCUACUCUUCCAACCGAAUAUGUCAAGGAUCGUCGAGUUUGCCGAGCCUACAGAGGCUUCUUGUCCCUGCAACACCCGCAUAGCCUCGCUUUCUUGGGGGCCGUACUAUCGUUGCGAGCUGCGUUUCCCUUUUACGACCUCAUCACAAUGGCGCUCGCACAACUUUGGAGCGGGAAGGCUCCGAUGCCGACCGACAAAGAGAUGCAAGUGAGUGCAGACACACACCUGAAGCUAUUGGCGAACACGAUGCAGAUGCAUGGCGAAGUACAGCACGCCGGGACGAUCGAUCAUUUUGCAAUGGAUGCUUGGCUUCAUCGGACUGCAGGAACAGGACUGCUGUCGAGUGUGGGAAUCUUCAAUCGGAAGGCCUGGGUCCUCUACUGGACCGAACCUGACUUGUACAAAGCGCUCCUUGACGGGCCGCCAACCGCUCAUGCGUUGCGUCUUUUCGAGACAGGGGGCCGGCGAGCGUGGCCAGGUGCAAAGAGUGCAAUUCUCAAAGCUUAUGCGGACAGUAAGGAGCUGGGGAUAAAGUUUCAAAGCAAAGAGCAAGCAAAGAUGUUGUAG
Zasmidium cellare ATCC 36951 is the source of this 1683-nucleotide messenger RNA. RefSeq lists its product as uncharacterized. The coding region runs from base 1 to 1683 and encodes 560 amino acids. The transcript has 2 exons. The record is from RefSeq and is a predicted model, not a curated record. Lineage: Eukaryota; Fungi; Ascomycota; Dothideomycetes; Mycosphaerellales; Mycosphaerellaceae. Gene Ontology annotation, molecular function: NADP binding; N,N-dimethylaniline monooxygenase activity; flavin adenine dinucleotide binding.